Messenger RNA from Paramecium pentaurelia, 1302 nucleotides. The record is from the annotation of a GenBank genome assembly. NCBI's taxonomy places the organism in Eukaryota, Ciliophora, Oligohymenophorea, Peniculida, Parameciidae.
AUGAAUUAAAAAGAUGAAAACUAUAAAAUGAUGUACAAAUAUCAUACUUUGUCAGAAGAAUAAAAAUAUUUAUUAACAGAAUUACUAUCUCCAAAAGAUCAAUUCUCUUCUUUUCCUCUUAUUCAAAUUUUAAAUGGCUAGACAAAAAAAAAGUUUUUUGGCUUAGAAACUGCAAUUUCACAAUUAGAUUAAAAUUCUAGAGUUUUAUUUUUUUAGAAUGCUCUUCCAAAAAUGGCUUAAUAUUCUUUGGAAUUGCUUAAUUUAUCUCCUUAAAAAUAAUUACUAAUAUCUGAAGGAAUUAUUCAAUUCACAAGAAAAGAAAUUUAUCAAUUUUUAUCAUUAGCAUUCUUUGGAUUGUUAGAAGAAUAACAUGAAUCUUUUACAUCUCCUUGUACUCUAAAUUACAUAUUACAAGGGGAACCUGAAAAAACUAAAUGUUAUCUUCAUUAUUUCAUUAUGGCAAAUCAAGAAUUAGAAAAUGAAAUAAUUACUAUAGAAAGAAUAGGCUUUAAUGUGAAUUAUCAUAUUCAUCAAUUCUUCCCUAAUAGUUAAGCCAAUUAAAUUUUAGAUAUAGAAUUAUGGUGUAAUUGUGAUAAAAGUCUUUAAACAUUUGAUUUUGUUGAUUCAAAUAUAGAAGAAUAAUAUAACUCUAUAAUUGUUGAUUUUGCAAAUAAAUAUGUGGGUGGAGGAGUGUUAUAUUAAGGUUGUGUUUAAGAAGAGAUCCUAUUUACAAUAAUGCCAGAAAAUAUAAUUGCUGUUUUAUUUUGUAAUGCCUUAGGUAAAAAGGAAGUUGUUAUUAUAAAAAAUACUAUCAGAUAUUGUGAUUAUUUGGGAUAUGGAUAUUCCUUUCAUUUUCUUGAAAGAGAACCUUAGAAUUUAAAUCAGAGUAUUCUAGUUUUGGAUGCUGAAAAUUAUGGUUAUUAUCCUCCUUUACAAUUCUAACAAAAAUCAAUUUUAAGAGACCUUAACAAGGCUUUUAUAGGAUUUUCAUUAUCUUAAUCAGCUGAAGAAGAGGAUUUUUUGUUACCUAUUUCAACUGGAAAAUGGGGAUGUGGAGCAUUUAAAGGAAAUUGCUAAUUAAAAAUAAUUAUUUAAUUAAUUGCUUUUAGUACAUCAUGGAAAACAAAAGAUUAAUAGAGAAGAAUGAUAUUUUCAACUUUUAAUGAUUAAUAAUUAUAAUUUUAUAAGAAAGAUGUUGAUCUCAUAAUUUAGAAAUACAAAAGUGUAGGUAAACUAUUCUAAUAAUUAAUGAAAAUUAACAAUUAAUAAAAUGUGUUUGAGUUUUUAUUAAGUUAAUAAUGA